Molecule: messenger RNA, 3244 nt
Organism: Neoarius graeffei (lesser salmon catfish)
Lineage: Eukaryota; Metazoa; Chordata; Actinopteri; Siluriformes; Ariidae
Gene: miga1
Product: mitoguardin 1
Exons: 17
Coding region: 256-2010 (584 amino acids)
Biological process (GO): mitochondrial fusion
Source: RefSeq, a predicted model, not a curated record
GAGAGCUAUUUGGGAUUGUGCCAUCAUCGAAAGCGUCUCCAGCUGUCUUUCCCGAAUAGACAGAUGGCUGAAAGACGACUGAAGCGUUAAAUAUUCGUGAUUGCUCGUCCCUUUAAUGCGCCACCGGUUCAAUCCCAAAUGCAUCCUUCUUCCCUACGCAUGCGCACUACGCAGCAUGUGCAGUUAACGGUUUCCACAGUGUCCUGAGGCUGUGCCGGAGCUGAGGAAUGUUGAUGAUGGUGUGAAUAUGGCACCAUGGCAGAGAACGUGCUCAGAGACUCAUCGCUGUCCUUAAAGACGGCCGUCCUGCAUGCGGCGGAUCUUCCUCUGUCUGUUUUUUCUUCUCUUCAGCAGGUGAGCCUGAGCUCUGGCACGAAGAAGCUCGUGGCUGUUGCUGCUUUCAGUGCCGUCUCCGUUCUCUUCCUUGCUCGUCGCUUCAGGAGGCGGAAAGGAAAGAACAAAGCGGUGCAGGAGCAGAAGUCGUCCGACUUCCUCUCCACACUUCCACCACUGAAAGAUGCUGCUUUCCCCCGUCCGAACCUCAGUUUGUCUCUGAACUUGAAGAGCGGCGUUUCCCGUCACGGCAUGUCCAACGGUGGCUUACACAGCAAACUCUCCAGCUCUCUCCAGAGUCUGACUUCGGUGAAGAGCCUGAACUCUUGCAGCGAGUGCACCAAUGGAUCGGCUUGCUGGGAUGGGACGGACGACGGCGACCUGCGUAACGUCGUCACGACUCCAGAGAACCUCUACCUGAUGGGUAUGGAGUUGUUUGAGGAGGCGCUGCGACGCUGGGAAGAGGCGGUGAAUUUCCGUAACCGUCUGGCAGACGACGAGGCCGAGUGCUCUUCCGUGAAAAUGGGAGCCGGGGACGCCAUCGCCGAGGAAACCGUCGAGGACAUUAUCAGUGGCGAGUUCAUCCGUAAGCUGGAGGCUCUGCUGCAGAGGGCGUAUCGGCUCCAGGAGGAGUUCGAAGGAGCGGCGGGAUUCGCAGAGCCGUCCUCGCACCACAGCGAGAAGCCCAACGAAAGCUCAGCGAGGGAGGAUUUGGACGAGCCGUGUUGGAGAGACACCCUGAGCAUCGGCUCCACUGACUCCUACGUGUCCGCUGCGGAGCUGACCGAGCAUAAGAAUACCCUGGGUCUCAGCUCUCUCUGUCGUUAUCCGUUCUAUGAGGAGGCUCUGCAGAUGGCCGAGGACGGGAAGAUAUCCUGUAGAGUUCUCCGAACUGAGAUGCUCGAAUGCCUCGGAGAUACAGACUUCCUCGCCAAGCUGCACUGCAUCCGCCAGGCGUGUCAGGUCCUUCUCCAAGAAAUUUCGACUCGGAAGUUUCUGGCUGACGCGGGAAAAAAAAUCUUGUCCUCGAUAAUUGUGAAAGCCAGGAAGAACCCAAAGAGAUUUGAGGAGGUUUAUGAGGAGAUGAUUGGCUUCUUGGAGCAGAGGGAGCAUUGGGAGAACACCGAGGCCGAACUCUCGACGAGAGGGGUGAGGCAUUUAAACUUCUACGACAUCGUCCUCGACUUCAUCCUAAUGGAUUCUUUUGAGGAUCUGGAGAAUCCGCCCAUAUCCAUUACAAAUGUCGUUAACAACCGCUGGCUUAACAACGCCUUCAAAGAAACCGCGGUGGCAUCGAGCUGCUGGUCUGUUCUAAAGCAGAAGCGACAACAUGUCCAGGAUCAGGACGGCUUUAUCGCUCACUUCUACGCGGUGUGUGAGCACAUCAGCCCCGAGUUAGCAUGGGGUUUCCUGGGGCCUCAAAGCUCCCUGCAUGUCUUCUGCUGCUUCUUCAAGGAGCAGGUGCUGCUCUUCCUGAAAGACAUCUUUGAUCUGGAGAAGGUGCGUUACUCCAGCGUGGACACUCUGGCUGAAGACGUGCUGCACCUGCUGCAGUACCGAGCAGAGUUGCUUUUGAGCUACUCGGGCUCUGACUGCACCACUCAUGCUAACGGCUGCAUCGGUACGAUGCCCUGCCCGAGACCAGGGUCCAGUGACAACGCUCCAGUGUUUUCAUAAUUUCAUCCGUUCUUGAAGAGGAAGAGAACAUUCUUGCAACCAGUGUGUUGGUUUUUGACUUUUCUAAAGUGUAGCAUGUAGUGGAAUGAAACCAUUAUAAUGUGCUGCUCUAUGUAGAGUGAUCAUACUUGAUAUUUACAUGAGUUAUUUAUUUAUGUUUGUUUUUAUUCUUGAAAUGAGUGCCAUUCAAUGGUCCCAAAAUGUGAUUGAAUGAGUGGCUAAAAUUGUCCAAAAAAAAAAAAAUCAAAAGGCCUUGCUUUUCAUGGAUAAACCAGAAAUUUGGACUUUUCUUUUUUAAACCAAGAUGGCAUCCUGUAUCGCAGUGGAGGAUGCACUAUUUUAAAUCUCAUAUUGGUCAUUUUGUUGUGACGAUAACUUUUUAGCACCUGUAUCGUGUUCUCAAGUUUGAAAUGAAUGUUGGAUGUUUUCGGGGGCGGUUUUUUUAAUUGAAAAUUUUAACAAAUAAGACAGAUUGUUCUUUAGUCCUGACUUUGCUGCAGGACUUUGUGUCAAAAGGGGUGGAGCUUAAGUUCAAUCAGCCACUUGCAAAUUUCAUCAGCGAAUGUAGGCUAGCUACUAUCUUGUUUCGUUUAUUCAUUUCAGCACACUUCUUACGAAAACAUGCAUUCAAAUUUAGCAACCUUAGCAUUACUUCAGCGAGCUAGUUAAUGUUAUCUGUCUCUAGCUAACGAAUAAUGCUUCUUGUGUCGUCGGAAGUCAGGACUUGAGUUAACCUAAGCUCCACCCUUGUUUAUACAUUAAUGCCAGGAUGUAAGCUAAACUGCCUGUUCAGUUGUGAAGCUAAAUGUUAACUAUUUAUUCUAAAAGAACUUGGAUGUAUUUUAACUAAUAAUUAUCAAAUUAUUUUUCGUAAAAAUGUCCAAAGGUUGUGCUGCUACAUUGUCAAAUUUAUGAGCUAAUAAAAGGCCAAUGGAACGUAUUUCAGCUGCGAGAAUGGCUGACUAUUAUGAACGAAAUUUUACAACUUGCACAUCUUUUAUAGAAAGAUUUGUUUGCAUGCCUCUGUAUUUAAAACUGAUGUGUUUAAAGAGGUUUGAUGCUGAAUUUCAGUAUUACUUGUGGGUGCCACACACCAUCAGGAAAACCAAGUAAACAGGGUUUUUCAUUUAUACAGCUAAACCUUCCCCAACAAUCAAAUGUCGGUCAAAUACAACCCUGAUUCCAAAAAAGUUGGGACACUGUGUAAAAUGUCAAUAAAAACAGAAUACAUCAA